UGGGGAGGAGUCUGAUAAACACUGAGUUCAGCUCAGGACAGCCUGAAGGACAUACAAUCAGGAAGGAGGAUAUAAAACGAGCAACAACUUCACCAGAAAAACAAGAGGAUAAUAAAGCAUAUUGAAUACUGCCUGAUUGAAGAACAAUGUCUGUGUCUGCCUUAGCUGCGCGUCGGGUGCUUGCUGCUGCGUCGCAAUCGAGCCAUGAAGGAGGAGCAAGGACCUGGAAGAUACUGACAUUUGUGUUGGCUGUUCCUGGCGUGGGUGUCUGCAUAGCUAAUGCCUACAUGAAGGGGAAGGCACACUCGCAUGAACAGCCAGAAUUUGUGCCAUACUCUCACCUGCGUAUCCGCACCAAGAAAUUCCCCUGGGGAGAUGGAAACCACUCUCUGUUCCACAACUCUCACACCAAUGCUCUGCCUGAUGGCUUCGAAGACUCCCAUCACUGAGAGGAUCAGUCACAUUUCUUGGCUAUGUUUUGCUGGUUACUCCAAACUUCAGUCUGCAGUGUAACUGUACUGCCUUAAUUAUACUGAUUGUGGGCCCAAGCAGCAUCGACAUCGAGCGGUGCACCCCGAUGUGAAUAAAACCACUUUGUGCUGUAUUACAA
Messenger RNA from Plectropomus leopardus (leopard coralgrouper), 610 nucleotides. RefSeq names its product cytochrome c oxidase subunit 6A2 (gene cox6a2). Gene Ontology annotation, biological process: mitochondrial electron transport, cytochrome c to oxygen. Gene Ontology annotation, molecular function: enzyme regulator activity. The record is from RefSeq and is a predicted model, not a curated record. Gene Ontology annotation, cellular component: respiratory chain complex IV; mitochondrial inner membrane. Lineage: Eukaryota; Metazoa; Chordata; Actinopteri; Perciformes; Serranidae.